Drosophila suzukii is the source of this 1449-nucleotide messenger RNA. RefSeq names its product nuclear inhibitor of protein phosphatase 1 (gene NiPp1). The record is from RefSeq and is a predicted model, not a curated record. Gene Ontology annotation, cellular component: nuclear speck. Gene Ontology annotation, molecular function: mRNA binding; protein serine/threonine phosphatase inhibitor activity; protein binding. Lineage: Eukaryota; Metazoa; Arthropoda; Insecta; Diptera; Drosophilidae.
UAUUUGGCCAUAUUUGUACACACUGGCCGGUGGGCAAGGAUUUUUCAUAAAAAUAAACAAAUUCGGGUUUAACCGACUUUCAACACGAAUUAACUAAAUAUUAUCGCAUGGCCAGCAGCUACGACAUCCCCAGUUGGGCCGGCAAACCGCCCACUGGGUUGCAUCUGGAUGUGCUGAAGGACGAGAAACUAGUCCAGAAACUGAUGGUCGAUGAGAAAAGAUGCUACUUAUUCGGUCGCAACAGCCAGAUGAACGACUUCUGCAUUGACCACGCCUCCUGUUCGCGGGUCCACUCGGCAUUUGUGUACCACAAGCACCUCAACAUAGCCUACCUCGUGGAUCUGGGGUCCACCCAUGGCACCUUUAUUGGAACCCUCAGACUGGAGGCGCACAAGCCCACACAACUGCAGAUCAACAGCACCUUUCACUUUGGGGCUUCCACCCGGAACUACAUACUCAGGGAACGACCCUCUGGCCACCACAGCAACAUCAUGGAGGACCUGCCGCUCAGUGAAACCAGCGAUGGAGCUCUGCUGGGUCUUCCCGAAAGCCAAACCGAACUUGAUAAUCUCACGGAGUACAACACGGCCCACAACCGACGCAUCUCUAUGUUGGGCAUCGAUGAUGACACCAACAUGCGAAAGCAGAACGCCCUGAAGCAGGGUCGGCGCAUCCGGAAUGUCACAUUUAACGACGAGGAGAUUGUCAUCAACCCCGAGGAUGUGGACCCCAAUGUGGGGCGCUUCAGGAACCUGGUGCAAACCACUGUAGUGCCCGCCAAGAGAGCCCGCUACGAUGUCAACCACAUGGGCAUCCAUUCGGGCAGCAGCCUGGCGAGUGCCAAUGCCGCCCAUGUGCACCAAUUGUUCCAGCAGAGCCUGGCGGACAUGAAGCACCAGCAGCAGCAGCACAGGGAAAUGCCUCCACCCAAUGCAGUGCCCCACUCGCCCACUAAUUCACUAUAUCAAGGCCUCCCGGCCGAAACCCAUGGCAAGGGUGACCUGGAGCCCAUCUCUCCCCUGAGCAUCGGUUCCAAGUUGGGCCUGCUCCUGCCAAAUCCCGCGCCCGAGGUGAUGCCCGUCUUCGAUGAGGCCGUGGAGCCCACCUCGACAUUGGCCCAAAAGUUGGCUGUGGCUAAUGCAAAUGUGCGUCGCUAUGGCGAGGAUCCGCAUGACUCUAGUGGAGAGGGCGACGCCCUGUGUCCGCAGAAAAAGAAAUACGCCAAGGAGGCCUGGCCAGGUCGCAAGCCCAUGUUGGGGCAGCUAUAGAGGCUUAUUAGCUGGCCUGAGAGAUUACAGAGCACCGAAAAUUAUGUUCGUAGUAAAGAAACCAAUUUUAUGUAGACCCCACUUACAAUUUCCUAAUGUUUAUGAUUGAAAAUAUUGUCUUGAGUAAUAUACAUUUAUUACACUUUCAAACAUAAUAAACCGACAUAUUUUACACCUUUAA